UAAGGGGUCGAGGAGUGGCAGGUGGAGACGGGUGGUGGUUUUGUCGGCCCGAUACGAUUCUUGGUUUAGGCUGACUCCCUGUGGAUUCAGACUGACAACUGAGGUUGGGGAAAAGGAAAUCUUUAGGGGUCAGUGUCAACUGUGUCACCAUGUCAUCACGACUUAAAAGUGGGAGUUACAACCAUGAAUACCACCACAAACAGAGCCAGCGUGUGAUUAAAGAGUACAGCAGCUCUGAGACAAUGGAGGAAAGAUAUGAUUAUAAAACACAAGCUCGCAUCCAGCAAGUGGUAAAAGCAAAGAUGGUGGAUAAAUAUGUGCGCGAGGAGCCCAUGAUCAGAGGACCGCAGUUCCUGGUCAGACUUAGAUCCCACACUGUGUUUGAAAACACUCCAAUCAAACUCUUCUGCACUGUUCAAGGCUUUCCCAUGCCAGUUGUCAAAUGGUAUAGAGACGGUGUGAUCCUGGACUUGUCCUCUGGAAAGUAUUUGGUUGAAGCCAGAGGAAGCAGCCAUUCCCUUGAGAUACCAAAAUGUUCAACUGAUGACACGGCUCAGUAUACUGCUGUGGCAGGAAACUCCCAUGGGCAGGUCUCUUCUCAGGCUUCUAUCAUUGUAAAGCGAUACAAGGAGGAGGAGGAGUCUAGUCCAUAUGCAUGGUUACCUUUUACAGCUGCAAUGCUUCCCAAGAUCCAUUACACAAAAAUCAACAUUACAUUUGUGGAGAAGUUCGGACCAGUGUUUGCCACCGAGGGAGAAUCUGCAACUCUGUCUGCCACCAUGACCUUAAGCCCAAACCUGGCCAACCUUCAACCAGAGGCACAGUGGUACAGAGAUGACACUCGUCUGUUCGAAUCUAAGUGGGUGAAGAUUGAAACAGGCAGAGGUUUCUCUACCUUGACUAUUCCAAAUCUUUACAAAGAUGAUGAAGGCCUGUAUACUCUUCGUAUGGUCACCAAGGGAGGCACUGCAGAACACAGUGCUUUUGUCUCAGUGGCAGAUGGUCCACCACCAGUUCCAAGUGCACCUGGUGCUCCUAUGGACAUCAAGAUCCAUGACGCCAACAGAGACUAUGUCAUUGUGUCAUGGAAACCCCCUAACACAACUACAGAAGGCCCAAUCCUGGGAUACUUUGUAGACAAAUGUGAGGUUGGAACUGAAAACUGGACCCAGUGCAAUGACCACCCCAUUAAAAUCUGUAAAUACCCAGUGUCGGGACUAUUUGAAGGACACUCCUAUUACUUCAGAGUCAGAGCUGUCAACUCCCGGGGAAUAAGCAAACCCUCCCGCAUGUCCGAUCCUAUUGCUGCACUGGAUCCUACAGAGUUUGAGAGGCUCCACGCCAAAAAGCUUGGAGGACAGCUGGAUGUUGUCUCCUACCAUGAAGUAGAAGAAGCUGAAGGAAACCCCCCCGGUGUUCCAUCAGGAGUUCAAGUGUGUGAAAUUGACAGAACUUAUGUUGUCUUGAGCUGGAAAUCCCCACCAUAUUACAGCAAGGCUCCCAUGUGGUACUACUUAGAGAAGCUCAUGUCAGGCAGCAAUGCAUGGCAGCGUGUUAACACCCAGGUGCCCAUUCGAUCUCCCCGUUAUGCCGUCUUUGACCUGGCGGAAGGAAAAGAAUACAAAUUCAGAGUUUUGUCUGCCAACAUGCAUGGGACCAGCGAGCCAUCAGAGCCAACUGAACUGAUUCAAACUCUUCAACUCAAAGGUGUACCUUCUGCUCCUGGUCAAGUUAUUGCAACAAGAGAAACAGACACCUCUGUCCUCAUCCAGUGGGCUCCUCCAAAGGACCCCAACAACCUGAUUGGGUAUUACAUUGACCAGUGUGUGGCUGGGUCUAAAGACUGGACAUCAGCUAAUCAUAAACCCCACAAGAAAACCAAAUUUGUGGUGAGCGGUCUGGCCAAAGGACAAACAUACGUGUUCCGCGUCCAGGCCAUUAAUGAGCUGGGCCUCAGUGAUGAAUCUCAGGAAUCUGCACCUCUCACUGUCAAAGCUGCUCUUACACCCCCCUCUGCUCCCUAUGACAUUGCCUUGCUGAACUGUGAUGGCCGUUCAAUGGUUCUGAACUGGAAGAAGCCUCUUCACUCAGGAGGUGCGGAGGUCAAAGAGUACUAUGUGGAUAAACGCCGCAGUGGAACAGCCUUGUGGAGGGAGGUUCAUAUCCCACCGGUCCAUGAGAGACUUUACAAGGUGGAGGGCUUGACUGAGGGAGCUGUCUAUCAAUUCAGAGUUUAUGCAGCCAACCUGGCUGGCCUUGGACCAGCUUCCAAACAUUCGACCGACUUUACUUGUGAGGCAUGGACAAUGCCAGAGCCAGGCCCAGCCCAUGACUUGACAUUCUGUGAAGUGAGAGAUAAUUCACUGGUUGUUGAGUGGGAAGAGCCAAUCUAUUGUGGUUCUGGACCAAUUACAGGCUAUCAUGUUGAAUAUGCUAAAAAAGACUCCACUGACUGGGUUACUGCCAAUGAGGCAGCUGUCAGUCACCGCUUCUUAAAGGUAACAGGUCUGCAAGCAGGUGAAAGCUAUGUGUUCAGAGUGCGUGCUGUCAAUGCUGCCGGAGUAGGCAUGGCCUCAAUGGCUUCUGACCUUGUGACUGCCAAGGCUGUGGCAGGUUCCCAGGAGGUUUCUUGUGUGGUGGAUGAGAAGACAGGAGACAUUGUUCUGUCAUUUGAGUCCUGCCAACUAAGUGAGGGCUCUCAGUUCCUCUGGAAGAAGGAAUAUAAAGAAAUCACUGAUUUCUCCAAAGGACUUGUGAUAAAGACAGAAGGCAACCAAUCGAAGCUGAUUUUUAAGAACCCAGAUAAGGAGGAUGUUGGAACAUUCUCUGUUUCUGUCACCAACACAGAAGGGGUGUCAUCCAGCUACACAAUCACCUCUGAAGAGCUGGCCAAGAUGCUGGCACUCAGCCAUGACAUCAGACACCCAAUCAUCCCGCUGAAAAUCGAAUUGUCCUACAAGAUUUUGGAGAGGGGCAGAAUGAGGUUUUGGUUGCAGGCUGAAGAAAUUUCCUCCAAUGUCACCUACAAAUUCUUUGCCAACAACAAGGAACUGUCUGGAGCUGAUCCCAACAAAAUGGGCCAUGAUGUUUCUACUGGUAUCAUUGAGUUCAUUCUGGACCAUUUCACAGAGGAGAAUGAGGGGACAUUUACAUGCCAGAUCACUGAUGGAGGUGGCAAAGCACAGAGCUCACUGGUCUUGAUUGGAGAUGCAUUCAAAGCAGCUUUGGCUGAAGCUGACUACCAGAGGAGAGAGUACAUCCGAGUGAAAGAGGGCCCUCACUUCAGUGAGUUCCUGACACUUCAGAUUGGAGAUGACUGCUCUGUCACUUUAGUCUGCAAGGUUGCUAAUCUAAAGAAGGAAUCAGAGUUCCACUGGUAUAAAGAAGACACAGAGAUCAUCCCAGAGGUAAAGCCUGAUCUUGGAUCAGGUGUCUGCAAACUGCCAAUUAAAGAGUUUUCACAAAAGACAACAGGGGUCUAUAAAGCCACCAUCAGUGACGACAGAGGAAAAGAUAUGAGCCAAAUUGACAUCAGUGGAAAAGUCUUUGAUGAUGCCAUAAGCAAGCUCAGCCAACUGGCUGGAGCCAGUGCUGCAGAGCUGGUGAUUAAGUGCACAGCAACAGGUAUCCAGCUACAGUGUCACAUGAAGUAUUACACCUCAGAGAUGAACGUCACCUGGUAUCAUGGUGAGACUAAACUCUCACGCAGUGACAAGACUGUGAUUGGUGGAAAUCCCGCCAUGGCAACUAUGGAGGUGAUCGAGCCAGGGGAGAAGGAUAAGGGAUCGUACUCUAUCGUAAUCACAAAUGCUGAAAACUCUCACAAACGAACCCUGGACCUCAGCGGUGACGUGUAUGAAAAAGCUUUUGCUGAGUUCCAGAAGCUCAAAGCCGAGGCCUACGCUGAGAAAAAUCGUGGUAAGGUGAUAGGAGGACUGCCGGAUGUUGUUACCAUUAUGGAAAAGAAGACCCUCAGCUUAACAUGUACAGUCUGCGGAGACCCCAAACCUCAGGUGUCAUGGCUGAAAAAUGGAGCAGAGGUUGAACCUGACGACCAGUACGUGGUCUCCUUGGAUCAGGGCAAGUUUGCAAGUCUGACAAUCAAAGGUGUUUCAAUGGAGGAUUCUGGCAGAUACACAAUGAUUGUCCAGAACAAGUAUGGAGGAGAGUCUGUGGAUAUAGUGGUCAGCGUGUACCGUCAUGGGGAAAAACUCCCUGAGGCAAAACCAACUCUGACCCCCAAAACAAUCAUCCCUCCGAAACUUCCCAUUGAGAUUCCUCAGCCUAAAACCCAGCCAGCUAGUGCAGCUCCUAGCGCUGCAGCCAGCCCUGCUCCCAGCCCCGCACCUCCAAAGGCACCGGCAGGAAGAGGGAUAAGGAGUCCUACUCCUUCUCGGAGAAAGUAAUGCGUUUUGGAGCUAUGGAUUUGGGAAGAAAAUCUGUUAACAUAUAAGGUGCCCCAUUAAAGUCAUACAUGGAAACUAAAUAACAUAUUUGUUUGAAAACAUUAUUGAAUGAAAAAGGAAUGUGAGUGAAACAGCAUUUUAGAAGAAAAUCUGCUGAUGUCUAAACAUUAAAGAAUUAGAAAACAAUGUACAUCAAAAAAAGAUGGAAGUUCAACUGAACUUGAUUAAAAAAAAGAAUAAAAAUUGUGCAUAUUAGAAAUAUUCAGUCCCAUGUUUAAAUUUAAAAAGCUCAACACACACAAAACCCUAACAUUUAGUUAUGUAGAGUAUUGUCAGCCACUGCAGUGUUAGAGACUUAAGCUCAUUGAAGCUAUACACAACCUUACAGUGUUUGUCCCUGCUGUUACACGACAACUUAUUUGACACUUGGUGAAAUCUUGUUUUCAUUGUUCCCUGAAUUCUUUAUGGUGUGCAGCAUGCCAUGGUUUGUUAGAUCUCUGGCACAACUUCCUGCUUCUGUCCCUUGCCCCCUUUUGAACACGACCCCUUCAAAGACGAGGCCAAGCCAAGACACUUCACAGCCCGGUGGAGAGAGAUGGGCACACUCUGCCUGUGUGAUGAGUGGCUUGGCUGGGUCUCACAGUCAUUAAAACAUUUACACAUUUUGGGUAAUGUCUCCCUUGUAACGUUGAUGCACGAAACAACACAGGCUUGGUAUCACGGCUCCCCUUCGCUGCUGCAUCAAACAAAAUCGAUGUUCAUGCUAUGUCAUCUCUGAAAAAUAUCUUUCAUCUUCCUGCCACCUCCUCAAUCCUUUCAACUUAUGGCUGAAAAUAUGAAACACCAUCCUCCUUCACAUCACCAUGGUGAGAUGCUGAACAUGCCGAAGAUUAGUUGGCAAUGAAUCAAGACAGAGUAACCUGAGCCAUGAAGUGGGACUGGGACUGUAGAAAAACUGCCAUAACCCUGUUACACUUAUUUUUGCCAGCAUAGGAAACCUCAAAACAUCAAGGUAGGUUCUGUGUCACAAACAAAUAAAAUACAGAUUUCAUUUAGUCCUCGAGGUAUUUGUCCAAAUGCAGAAAAUGACAACAAAUGUAAUGAGUAGUCUGCUUUAAAGACUUGCGCCCGAGUGCAGGAGGUUGUGAUGGUGGAGCUGAUAAAAGAGUGGUUAAUGAGAUUUGUGGUUCAUUAAAGCUGAUGAGAAGAGCAAACAAAGAGGGGAGAGGUAGAUUGUUGAGGGUGAAGCCAUUGUUUCUGUGUUUGCAGUUGCUAAUAAAAGAACAGAAAACAC
Oryzias latipes (Japanese medaka) is the source of this 5700-nucleotide messenger RNA. The record is from RefSeq and is a predicted model, not a curated record. Lineage: Eukaryota; Metazoa; Chordata; Actinopteri; Beloniformes; Adrianichthyidae.